GAGUGCGCAACAACAAAAAUGAGUGCGCCUGGGUUAAGCCCGCCAGAGCAUUUGCAGCACCAACAACGCCUACAUAGCAAACAUAAAAAAAAACAGCGAACUCAAGACUUUCAAUAUCAUUCAUCUAACGCAAAACAAAAGUGCUUUGAGGAAAGGAAAUAUUGAUGAAACUAAAAAUCAAACGCAAGCCUUUGGAAAAUUUGUGAUCAUCGUGUAAUAACAACUACUAAUCAAUGCAGCGGAAAACAUAUUUUUGCCAAAUUUUGCUGAAGAAAAGGGAGUCUUCUUUAAAAGAUUAUUAAUGGUACAAGUUUGUCAAAAAUUUACCCGGAUGUUCUGCUAAGAUGAGAAACCUUGAACCAAAUAUGUCGGAGAGGAUCCACUGACGAUUUCUCUCUCAUGAGUAAUUCAAAGCUCCACACGGUCGCUUGAAAGCACGCGUAGAAUGCUGGCUCUUUGCGAAGAGAGCAAAGAAGCUGGCAUUCGUACUCUUGUGGCAUUGGAUGAUCAAGGAGAACAAUUGGACAGAAUUGAGGAAGGAAUGGAUCAAAUUAAUGCUGACAUGAGAGAAGCUGAAAAAAAUUUAAGUGGAAUGGAGAAAUGUUGCGGAAUUUGCGUGCUUCCCUGCAAUAAGAGUCAAUCCUUCAAAGAAGAUGACGGUACUUGGAAAGGCAAUGAUGAUGGCAAAGUUGUUAAUAAUCAGCCUCAGAGAGUUAUGGAUGAGAGAAAUGGAAUGAUGGCGCAAGCGGGAUACAUAGGAAGAAUAACGAAUGAUGCUCGUGAAGAUGAAAUGGAGGAAAACGUGGGUCAAGUAAACACAAUGAUCGGGAACCUUCGAAAUAUGGCGUUAGACAUGGGUUCCGAAUUAGAAAACCAAAACAGACAAAUUGAUCGAAUAAAUCGAAAGGGAGAAUCAAACGAAGCGCGAAUAGCAGUGGCAAAUCAGCGUGCUCAUCAAUUGUUGAAAUAAUUACUUUCAGCUGUUUCAUUUUGUUUUAUUGGUUAACAUAAUAAGUAU
Messenger RNA from Ceratitis capitata (Mediterranean fruit fly), 1018 nucleotides. RefSeq names its product synaptosomal-associated protein 25 (gene Snap25). The record is from RefSeq and is a predicted model, not a curated record. NCBI's taxonomy places the organism in Eukaryota, Metazoa, Arthropoda, Insecta, Diptera, Tephritidae. Gene Ontology annotation, biological process: synaptic vesicle fusion to presynaptic active zone membrane; synaptic vesicle priming; exocytosis. Gene Ontology annotation, cellular component: plasma membrane; SNARE complex. Bases 446 to 970 code for a protein of 174 amino acids. Gene Ontology annotation, molecular function: SNAP receptor activity; syntaxin binding. The transcript is spliced from 7 exons.